AUGACACUCACCUGGAGGACCUCGACCUUUCGCACGACGCUCACAUGCGAGCGCGAGCUCGUGAAAUGUACAGGAGAAAUGUGGUAUCGCACGGCGGGGUCGUUUGGGCAUCGCAACCUGGCUCGUCCUACGCCCAGCGCGUGGUCCGUGCUCGUGAGGCCAGUGCGUAUGGGUAUUCCAAGCCAUGUGCGCUUCAGCACCGUCCAGGGUUCCUGGGGGGAGCGUGCUCGCCAAGCAGGUCGUCCAGAACUUCGGCGAGUCCGUCUCGACUCUCCUCUAAACCUGCGUGGCCCAACGCCGGACCCUCUUUCCGCGAAGCUCUCCCAGCUCGCCGCCUUCUCCCUCCGCGAGCCAACGAUCAAACCACGCCGCAUUGCGAUUCUUGUCGUCGAUGACUUCAACCAUGCGCGGGUUGACGGCACCCCCACUGCGCUCAAGGCCGGAAUGGUGACCAUGUGGAUCGUCGGGCCAUGCUGGAGGCCUGUGUGCCCCACGGGCGAUGGCAGGAGCAAGGCCUACCCCGCGGACCACCACUACGGGGGUCAGCGAAGCGCUCUGUUCGACGCCAUCGUCGUCGCGAGCAGCGCGGCAAACGCCCGCACUGGGCACUGGGCGAGGGCAUGGCGUCCCGCUUUGACCUCCACUCGGUUGUUCCGAGACAUGGGCGCGUGUGCGGGCAUGCGCGCCUAUUACUGGGCUCAACCCGCGACCGCCAUCAUCCCCCAAGUGCGAUGUGCCACUCACGCUCGCGCACGACCAUUUAUCAAGACGUGGUUCCACCUCCACGAAGCCAACACGACCACCCUCUCUCUACAUUUCCGCAUCUGCGGACUAGACACGAGUCACAACGUGUGGUUCGCAACGGGCCUUGCCGACAGUGUCAACGACUCAACGUUGCUUCCGUCGGGUGGUCUUGGCCUGGAUCUCCUGCUCAUCGCGCGCCCCGACAUGAUGUCAAUCUCUCACGACUACGGCGUCUUCAUUGAGGAUGAGGGCAUGAUCGCCCUCCGCGGGCUCUUUCUCAUCGACUCUAUGAAGGUAUCCUCAGCAUACGUUCGACGGCUGAUCACAAUCACGAUCAAUAACCUCCCCAUCAACCGCUCGGUCGAGGAGAUGAUCCGGCUCGUGAAGGCGUUCCAGAUCACCCAGUGGAUGCGUCUCUCUUCCUCGGUGUUCCCCGUCGCCGCUCCCGCUGACCUCUCCUUCAGCCUCGCUCCCCCUUCCCCUUCCCCGUUUGUGACGCAGCCGCAGGAAGAGCAUGGUGAGGAGUGA
Messenger RNA from Epithele typhae, 1272 nucleotides. RefSeq lists its product as uncharacterized. The transcript has 9 exons. Gene Ontology annotation, biological process: response to oxidative stress; cell redox homeostasis; hydrogen peroxide catabolic process. Bases 1 to 1272 code for a protein of 423 amino acids. Gene Ontology annotation, cellular component: cytosol. The record is from RefSeq and is a predicted model, not a curated record. Gene Ontology annotation, molecular function: thioredoxin peroxidase activity. Lineage: Eukaryota; Fungi; Basidiomycota; Agaricomycetes; Polyporales; Epitheliaceae.